AUGCAGAGACGGACCACAAUAUGGUUCCUACUUCUGUUCCAGCCAAUUCUUGUUUUCACGCAGAAUCAUUCGGAACCUUACGAAUGCAAAAUUGGAUCUGUUAAUCCGUUGGCAGUUACCAGUCUGAAUGCGUGCUACAAACUGUAUAACACUCCGAAAAGUUAUCAAGCUGCUAGAAGGCAUUGUGUAUCUCUUGGAGGUCAAUUAGCAGAUAAGAUUAAUAAAGAUGACUCAUCACUCUACUCAGCCAACGCAGAUUUGGAAGUAACCAACGGAACACAAUUCUGGGUUGGUGCUUCUAAUUUGAAGUGCAAUAUCGCUUGGGAGAAUGGUGGAGAGAUUGAAUUCAAUGAAAUGUGGGCUCCUGAUUCUCGAUAUUAUGGAGUUGCAAUUGAUAAAAUGUCCCUUGGAGGACUGUGGCAUACGAUUCCAGUGGCACAGAAAUUACCAUUUGUGUGUACAUUUCAGGGAAAAUCUAAAGAUGCACCAGCCCCAGUUCACGCAAUGAGAGCUCCAGCAAAGAAAAGACCAGCGAAACCAGAAAAGACGGAAGAAGAUGACAUCAAUGAAAGUUUGAACGCAGCAAUUGCUGAUGAGAAAAAGAAGAAAGAAGAGAGUUCCGAUAGUAAACAGGAUUCAAAAAAGGACGAAGAAGACAUCGAUGAGUCGAUGAAUGCAGCACUUUCAGAUGAGAAGAAGAAAUCGGAAGCGAUGGCUCUGUCUGCAAGUGAUAAGAAGUCAUCGAGUCAGAACGAUGAGGACAGUGAUGCAGAAGAAGCAAGUAUGUCAGCACAACAAUCAAUGAGCGGAAGUGCUGCAAUGUCUGCAUCUAUGUCUGAUUCAUCUGCAUCUUCCAACUCUAGCAGUGAUGAAUCAUUGGAUGAAGUUUAUGAUUCUGCUGAAAUUGCAAUGAGAAAAGAGAUCGGUAAAACUGUUGUUGCAAUGAAAUCACAAGAAAUGGCGUCACAAUCGGAAGAUUAUGACAAGUAUACGGAAGAAGAUUUGUUAUCAGCCGCUGCAACUCUCAUCGGAGGAUACACAGUCAACGCAAAUUGGGCAGAUUCAAGAACAACGAAUACCUCAAGUUUUGACUCUCAGACAGAUGAAGAGUCGAUGAGUAUGUCGAUUACUGUAGCUGAUCAGAUGGCAAUGGCAAUGCAGAGUGCGGAUAAGAGAGAAAGUGAAAGUUCAAGUUCUGAUUCGAUGUCAGAAUCAAGUUCAGAUCAGAUGAGUGAGCAGGCAGCAAUGACAAUGUCAGCAGCGAUGUCUGCAAGUGAGAAGAACUCGAAGAAAUCAGAGAGUAGUUCAAAGGAUGAAAGUGAAGAUAGUGCUUCGUUGAGUAUGGAACAGAAGGCAGAGGAUAGUGCAAAGAUGGCUGCAGCAUCUGCUUCUGAAUCUGCAUCUGAAAAGAAGACGAGUGACCAAGAAGAGAGUGUGGAAGAAGCAGAUGUUGCUUCAGCUGCGUCAAUUUUUGGAAAUGAAAAGAAGAAGUCGAGUGACCCAAAGCCCACAAUAAAACCACCAACGACUACGGAAGAUCCUGAUAUUGAUGAAUCUUUGAAUGCAGCUCAAGCAAAUCAACGAACAACUACAACCAUUCAACCAGAUCUAACAACAGUUUUGUCUGCUGUCAAGCCAGGAAAUGCUGUAGCAAUAGCUGCAAAGCUCACUGAAAAACAACCAGGUUGUCCUGCAGAAUGGUCACAAUUCAACACGAAUGCAUCUGCUCCGGCUUUUUGUUUUAAGAGAUUCGAAAAACCGAUGAAUUUUGAGGAUGCCCGUCUGUUCUGCGUGAGCAAGGGCGGUCAUUUGGCAUCCAUUCAUAAUGAGAGACAGUUACUUCUGCUUUCAGCCUUGCUUCACAACAAUGGACCAGAUGCACUUUCGGAUCAAACGUGGAUUGGAUUGAAUCGUAUUCAUCAGAAGUAUUAUGUUUAUGAAGAUGAUACAGCGAUGGAUUUCACUAGAUGGCUACCAGGAGCACCCAACAUCAAUGAUUGCACUGUGUUUACUGGAAAUGAACUUCCAAACUAUCCACACAAGGGAACACAAUACAAAUUUGGAGAUUUCCCAUGUGAAGAAGUACAGAAAUCAGUUCUUUGUGAAGUGACUCUUGGAAAAGAUAAGAUCAAGUCUCAACCAACUUGCGAAGAAGGAUGGAGCUAUUACUCUUUUGAUGGAACAGCGAAGAGUGGAAAGUGCUACAAGAGAGUCGAUGAGUCGAAGAAGUUCAGUGAAGCUCGUGACGUUUGUAAAAAGGAGAAUUCGUACGUGGCAUCUAUUCAGAAUGAAGGAGAAGCCAGAUUCGUGUCAGCUCUUGUUCAAACUGAUAAGAAUUAUACAGUUGAUGAACAAACAUGGAUUGGAUAUGUGAAAUAUGACAGAGAUUUCGGAUGGGAAGAUGGAAAUAAGGGAUUACAAUUUGAUCCAUGGACAGAGAAAAUGCCAAGAGAGAAGAAAUGUACUGUGUUUACUGGAAAUGAGAUCCACGACGAUUGUCGAAGUCAAUACCGAUUUGUGAGCGUCGAAUGUAACAAGACUCAGCGAUCCAUUUUAUGUUCAAAGCCACCCAUGAAAGACGGAGCUCUAUUUGUCUACAAAGAAACUGAAAACACUUCAAAGAAAGUAUGA
Caenorhabditis remanei is the source of this 2631-nucleotide messenger RNA. RefSeq lists its product as uncharacterized. The record is from RefSeq and is a predicted model, not a curated record. Lineage: Eukaryota; Metazoa; Nematoda; Chromadorea; Rhabditida; Rhabditidae. Gene Ontology annotation, molecular function: signaling receptor activity. The coding region runs from base 1 to 2631 and encodes 876 amino acids. The transcript has 11 exons.